Messenger RNA from Ambispora gerdemannii, 4089 nucleotides. The record is from the annotation of a GenBank genome assembly. NCBI's taxonomy places the organism in Eukaryota, Fungi, Glomeromycota, Glomeromycetes, Archaeosporales, Ambisporaceae.
AUGAUAACGCAUACUCUCAUAAUAAAACCAAUAUUGCCCUUUGGUGGUGCUCGAGUUUUUCAAAAGUCUAUUUGUAAUCGCGGGCACCAUACGUUUUUCACAUCUAGUAGUAGUAACUUGCAAAUCAACAAAAAUCGUCAUUGGAAACAGCUACAGCAGCAAAGGCGAGGGAUCUCAAGUAUAAUAACAACAAAAGCAGAAAAAUUAAAACAAAAAGCAGAAAAAACUAAACAAAAAGCAGAAAAAACUAAUAAAAACACUAAAGAUAAAGCAGAAAACACUAGCAGCAUUAUCAAUAACAUUAACAAUAAUGAUAUAGUACAAGCUGGCGAAAAAAGAAUAAUCAACGAAUUCGGAGUAGAAAUGCUCCCAGACUGGCUAUACAAUCAAAUCUUUCGCCGUGAAGCCCGCCCAAAAAUGUCUGAAGAACGUCUCCAACUAGCCAAAGACCAUCUAAGCAAACAAGGAUUAGCCGACAAGGAAGCUGACGCGUUAAGUCCGUUACAAGAAUUCAAGUUACCCAACUUGUGUGGGAGCACAAUCGCCGAACAUUUUCUAAAGAUUGGCGAGAAACAAACGAGACCUGUUCGUGAAUUGGCGAUUCGGUUCGCAGAGUCGGUGUUGCCAGAUGUACCGAAAAAUUGGGAGUUUAAGGCUGGUUGGACACGGUACACGGGAGAUGGUAAAGAGCCGGAAAGUGUAGAAUAUCCGGACGAGGAACUGUUGUGUUUUGAUGUGGAAACGUUGUUAAGUGAUAGUCCUUUUGCGUUGAUGGCUGUUGCGGCUUCACCAGACGCUUGGUAUGGAUGGGUGUCGCCACAAUUAACCGAAUACGCAGAUAAUAAAAAAAAAGAGUCCAUUAAAAAGUUAUCGAAUCCGGAUGACUCUGUAAAUAGUAUCAGAAAAGGACGCUUAAUUCCUAUUGGCAAAUUACAAAAAAAUCGAAUAGUAGUUGGGCAUAAUGUCGGCUUUGAUCGAGCGCGUAUCAAAGAAGAAUACCAUCUCGAUCCCACGAAUACAUAUUUCUUGGAUACAAUGGCGUUGCAUGUCGCUGUCAGUGGUCUCUGCUCACAACAACGUCCCUCCUGGAUAAAAUAUGACAAAGCAGCCGCCGCCAAUGAUAGCAUAUAUCUGGAGCAGGCGCAAGAUUUUCAAGCAGUCUACGACGUAAGUUCUUUGAAUAAUUUACGGGAUGUCUACAAAUUUCAUUGUUCAGAGAUUUUGGAUAAAUCGGCACGUGAUAUGUUUGUAAGUGGGACAAUGGAAGAGAUUAGUGACUUGGAAAACUUUCCAACACUAAUGAAUUAUUGUGCAACAGAUGUACUUGCUACACACAGGGUCUUCAAAAAAGUGUUACCGCGAUUUUUGCAGACAUGUCCGCAUCCAGUAUCAUUUGCUGGGAUGGUUCACAUGGGAAAUAUGUUUUUGCCGGUGAGUUGUGACUGGGACGAUUACUUGAAAAGUGCAGAAGGUGUUUUCCAAGAACAAACCAGCUCAAUCGAGAAGAAUUUAUGUGAAUUGGCAUGGGCUGCUGUGAAACUAAAACCGGAGGAAGCGAUGAAGGAUCCUUGGCUUCAACAGUUGGAUUGGUCGCUUCCAUCCUUGCGAAGUAGGAAGCUUCCCGAUAAGCCAAAUUGGUAUCGUAAUCUAUAUAACGCACGAACGGGAAAAAUUAAAAUAACGGUUAGAACCCUCAUAGCACCACUAUUGCUUAAACUGAAAUGGCUAAAUUAUCCGUUAUACUUUUCCCAAAAAUAUGGUUGGAUGUAUCGAGUGCCUAAGGAAGAUACUCAGUAUCAAACUAAAGCGAAACAAUGUACAUUUCAGACAAAUCCUGAAGAGCCAGACUAUGAAGAACGGUUUGCUCAAGAUGAAGGAGCGCGAUAUUAUAAAGUACCGCAUAAAGACGGGGAAGCAGCCAGGGUUGUGAAUCCUAUGGCAAAAAAUUUUGUAUCGGCUUUUGAGAAUGGGAUUUUGAGUUCAGAGUAUCCAGAAGCGCGUAAUGCACUCGGUAUGAAUGCUGCAUGUUCUUAUUGGAUAAGUGCGAGAGAGCGUAUACAAUCUCAAAUGGUAGUGUAUCAAGGUCAUCCCGAUAUCAAGGACAUUGGAUUCGAAAUGGACGAUGGAAAACUCCCGGGAAUGAUUUUACCACAGACUCUAACCAUGGGCACUGUAACUCGCCGUGCCGUAGAAAAAACAUGGUUGACUGCAAGCAACGCAAAAGAAAACCGAAUUGGAUCUGAAUUGAAAGCAAUGGUUCAAUCACCUAAAGGCUACAAAAUUGUAGGUGCAGAUGUAGAUUCUGAAGAGUUGUGGAUUUCUAGCUUAAUUGGAGAUGCACAAUUUGGAGCUCACGGAUCAACAGCCUUGGGAUGGAUGACAUUGCAGGGUACAAAGAAAGCUGGUACCGAUCUACAUUCGAAGACUGCGUCAAUUUUAGGGAUUUCUAGAGACAGUGCCAAGGUUUUUAAUUAUGGCCGAAUUUACGGGGCUGGAUUGAAAUUCGCGAUUCAAAUGCUUCGACAAUUCAACGAGAAUAUCGAAGAGGCGGAUGCUCAACAACGAGCUGAGAGUCUGUACAAACAAACAAAAGGCGAAAAAUACUAUGUUAAUAAAGAAGCCAAAACAUUAUGGUAUGGUGGCACUGAGAGUUACAUGUUUAACGGCUUGGAAAGAAUCGCCACGAAUGUCGAGCCAAAAACUCCCGUGUUGAAAUGUGGCAUAACAGACGCGCUGAACUCUAAAGUUGUUAAUCGUAAUUAUAUGACCUCUAGAGUUAAUUGGGUCGUGCAAUCUUCCGGUGUAGAUUAUCUUCAUCUGCUGCUUGUCUCGAUGAAGUACUUGACUGAAAAGUAUGGCAUUUGGACAAGAUUUUUGCUGUCUGUGCAUGAUGAAGUGCGGUUUCUUGUCAAAGAAGAGGAUAGUUAUCGAGCCGCAUUGGCAUUGCAAAUUAGUAAUCUAUGGACUAGAGCUAUUUUCAGUUAUAUGCUUGGAAUCGAGGAUUUACCUUCGUCAAUCGCAUUCUUCUCAGCGGUGGACAUUGAUCAUGUACUUCGAAAAGAAGUAGAAAUGAACUGCAAAACAUUGUCACAUCCCUCAGAAAUUCCUCAAGGUGUAAAUAUCACGAUACAAAACCUCCUAAAAAAACAGAAAACAUUAUAUCGUGAAGACAAUGAACCCGAUAACUACAACAACGAGGACCUAUCAACCUAUGAAAUAUCCAAAAUGCCGAGUUUAUACGCCAAACUUUUAGUGCAACAGCAACCGUCUAAAGAUGAGGUAUUUCUAAAAGCACAAUCAUGCAUGAGUAGCAGCGAAAUUGACCAAGAAUACAAAAAACCGCGGUAUACCGACAAUUCGGAAUCUAAAAAAGGGUAUGGCAAUUAUAGUAAUGAACAAAUGAAUCUGGAAUCAUCGUCAUAUUAUAAUAAUUACAAUCAAGAACAAAGGAAUCUGGAAUCAUCAUCAUAUUAUAAUAAUAUGUCAUAUAAUAAUAUAUUAUAUAAUAAUGAAAUAUCAUAUAAUCAUGAUAACAAUUUAUCCAACCAAAUACAUGCAUCACAAGAAGACAAUGAACAAUAUGGUCUUCAUGAAAACCAAACAGAAUCCGCUUCGAUAGAUUGGGGAUAUACACAAGAGUCGAAUCAACAACUACAUCAACGGUAUAAUCAUAACAAUAGCUCACAGCAACCAGCUUGUGAACGGCAUAAUAAUUAUAUGGUUAGUACAGAUAAUAAUAGUAAUAGUAAUAUUAAUAUGUAUCGAAAAAUUCUGCGGCAACCAAAGUUCAGUAUCGCUACGAAGAAAACGAUGUCAAAUAAAAAUACUAACAACUAUAAUUCACAAAAGUCCAAUCUUAUAUAUCCUCAAAAUAAUAUAACCAGCAGCCGUUCAAUAAUAAAUCAAGAUGAUUCACCUUCAUCAUUAGACGUCCUACAUAUAACUUCUACUUGUAAGUAUAAGAGAAUCACAGGUAAACGAUUGGCAAAGGUCACGGGAACGGGCGAAUUAGCACAACUCAAACCAUUAUCAGCCUCGAAACCAAAAAAGUUUCUUGGAAAGAAUCUUAACUUUCAGUAUUCAGAGUGA